UCUCUCUCUGCCAAACCUGUGUUCAAUUUUAACUAACUUAACGUCUAUUGAGAUCUCUCCCAACCCCAAUCCAACUCACAAAAUUAAAUCAUUUCACAUAAAUUUUGCAUAAAUGCGAUCACAUCUACUUGCGGCAUCUAAUCCCCACACACCAUCAUCAUCAUCGUCUGGAAUGAUGAAAAAUGCUGCCGCAUUGCUCUUAAGAUCAGAACAUGAUUCGGCCGCCGACUCCACCAGCAUUUUCAUGCCCUCCUCGUCCGAGAUCGAGCAGAAGCCCCUCAUCCCGAGAACACCCAGCUACGCAAAUGACAAAUCCACUCCCGAUCAGAAGAGGAAGCAGCGGCGCCGCCGCGAGACCUCCGUCGUCACCCUAUCCCUCGGCGGCACCCGCCGGAGGUUCGGCCGGAUGACCAUUGCGCCCUCUGAAACCUUUCUUAUCACUCGCCUCACCUUCAAGCUCUUGGGACUUCUAGGGGUAGGCUACAGAUGGAUCAUGAGAUUCAUGGCACUUGGCUUCUAUGCUUUUCUGCUCAUGCCUGGUUUUAUUCAAGUCGGAUACUAUUACUUCUACUCCAAUAGGAUACGUAGAAGCAUAGUUUAUGGAGAACAACCUAGGAAUAGGCUUGAUCUUUAUUUACCAGUGAAUAAAGAUGGGGCGAAGCCAGUUGUUGCCUUCGUAACUGGUGGUGCAUGGAUAAUUGGAUAUAAAGCAUGGGGUUCUCUUCUAGGCCUACAACUAUCAGACAGAGAUAUAAUAGUCGCUUGCAUAGAUUACAGGAAUUUUCCUCAAGGAACAAUCGGUGAAAUGGUCCAAGAUGCAGCUGAGGGCAUCUCAUUUGUGUGUAAUAACAUUGCUGCCUAUGGAGGCGAUCCCAAUAGGAUCUAUGUCAUGGGGCAGUCGGCUGGUGCACACAUUGCUUCUUGUACUCUAUUGCAGCAGGCAAUGAAGGAGGCCGCGGGAGAGACCACCACUUGGAGCGUAUCUCAAAUAAAAUAUUACUUUGGUUUAUCUGGAGGAUAUAAUCUAUUCAAUUUGGUAGACCACUUCCACAGCCGAGGCUUAUACCGCUCAAUAUUUCUAGGGAUAAUGGAGGGAGAAGAAUCUCUACAUCGAUAUUCUCCAGAAGUGGUGGCGAGGGAUCCAAACACGAGGAAUGCAGUUUCUCUCUUGCCUCCUAUAAUUCUGUUCCAUGGAACUGACGAUUACUCAAUCCCCUCUGAUGCCAGUACAAGUUUUUCUAAGACUCUUCGAGAUGCUGGAGCUCAAUCUGAGUCCAUUCUCUAUGAGGGGAAGACACACACAGAUCUGUUUCUUCAGGAUCCUAUGAGAGGUGGAAAGGAUGAUCUGUUUGAAGAUUUGAUAAGACUGAUUCAUGGAGACGAUGCUGAAGCUCUGGCGAAAGACGUGACGGCGCCUCCAAGGCGACGCCUAGUGCCUGAAUGUAUGUUGAGAUUAGCUCGGAAAGUCAGCCCUUUCUGAUCAUUUACAGAGUUCACUUCAUUUCUAGCAAAGGAUAGCAUAUUUCUCUGCCUUAGUGUCUGUUUCUUCAGUAGCCAACCUACUGUUUUGUGCAUAUAGUUUUAGAUUAUACAGUCAUGCCCAUUUUAUUUCUACCAAAUUAGUAAUAUUAUGGUUUACUUAUUUUUAUUAA
Salvia miltiorrhiza (redroot sage) is the source of this 1652-nucleotide messenger RNA. RefSeq names its product probable isoprenylcysteine alpha-carbonyl methylesterase ICMEL2. The transcript is spliced from 11 exons. Bases 113 to 1480 code for a protein of 455 amino acids. NCBI's taxonomy places the organism in Eukaryota, Viridiplantae, Streptophyta, Magnoliopsida, Lamiales, Lamiaceae. The record is from RefSeq and is a predicted model, not a curated record.